Molecule: messenger RNA, 2837 nt
Organism: Ectocarpus siliculosus
Lineage: Eukaryota; Phaeophyceae; Ectocarpales; Ectocarpaceae
Source: the annotation of a GenBank genome assembly
AUGGACAAGGAGGGCAGCAGCACGAGGGACGAGGAAGUUCUAGUGGAGGGGGUUUCCGAUGGAGGCGGCGUUAGCCUCGCAGGGGAAACCAAACACGCAGACAGUAGCGGAGCGGCGACCGGAGCGAUGGCUAGGGGACGGGGGAAGACAGAGGGGUCCAAUGCGAUGAAGGUGUGCAGUGGGUACCUCAAUGACUACGGGAUUGUUCCGGAAGAUUCUUGGGGCACGGCGCCGAAGGCGAUUCAGAAAUCCUGGAUCAAGAUGAACUGCGACAGGGUGCUAGGCAUGAACGGGUUCAGCCUGGAAGAUCCCCCAUCAAGGGGCCGAAAUCGCGCCAUUGUCGUGGUCUGGAAUAACAUUAACGGGUGGCUGGACUAUCUCCGGCCAUCUUUUGUUAACGACGCGAGGGACAUCUGUGCUACGGAGUGCGUCUUUACCAACGAUAGGAGUCUGCUGCCGAGGGCUGACGGCGUGUUGUUCCACCUCCCCACGUUCAACAAGAAGGACGGGUUUCCGAAACAAAAGCCACCCGCCGCAGAUUACGUCUUCGCCAACCUCGAGCCCACGACCUACGAGAAUGUGCAGCCUCUCCUCCGCAACAAACAGUUUAUGUCCAAGUUUGACCUUUCGAUGACAUACGAGCGGAACAGCGACGUGCCACUAGGGUAUGUGGGCAGCUCUUCGACCUCGAGGUACUUCAAGGCGCCCAAGGCUAGCUUCAAGCAAAAGGACGGCUUCGGGUCUCCAGAUGCGAUAGCGGCGUUUGUUUCUAACUGCAAAGCCGCCGGAGCUACCAACCGGUUCGCGUACAUGGAGGAGCUGAUGAAGCACGCUACCGUGCACUCUUUCGGCUAUUGCUUACACAACAGGGAAGAGCCGCAGCUUGUUCCUGGAAGCGGCGCAACCAACCGGCAAGAAAACAAGGUCGCCGUCCUCGGCCACUACAAAUUCCUUCUGGCUUUCGAGAACAACAAUCAAAUAAGGGACUACGUUACCGAGAAGGUGUACAACGGGCUGCAGUCGGGCACUCUACCGGUGUACUGGGGUGCGGAAAACGUCGAAGAUUUCGUUCCAAAGGGCUCGGUGGUCAAGGCUUCUGAUUUCUCGAGCCCGGCGGACCUGGGCAAUCACCUGAAGAUGCUGGCGGCAAACGAAGAGGCCUACGAAGCGUACUUCAAGUGGAGAGACGAUCCUGAGGAGGAAAGGCGGUUUGCCGAGAAGGUCAUCUCUCGCUCGGCGUACGGGGUAAACGCCAUGUGCCGGUUGUGCGAUCGAGUGUUGAGCGAACAAGAGUCACUGCGGUGACAUGCAUAGGGGCGGUCACAGAAGUUUGAAAAGGAAGAAGUGUUGAGUGGAGGGCAUAGACAUGAAGUUGGGAAUAACGCUAGGGCGGGGUGACGGAGGGGGUUGCUAUUUCAUCAAUCGAAAGCAGGUUUCGCACAGAGCAAAAGGAGUGCAGCAGCGGAGUGCCCAGUCGAAAGCACGAGGGGCGUCAACCGUUUCCGCCAGGACAUUGCGAAGAUGUUCCGCGUUGGAUCUGGUAUUUGUGACCCCCGGAAGGAAAGGAAGGGAGAGACCGCCCAUUGGCCAGAAGCCAUCAGUGGCGACUUCUUCUUCGUAUUGUCACUGUAUUAAGUGCGUGUUCUUCGUUGUGUUGUCAAAUGUGUGUGCUGUAACAUUCUGUCGCGCGCAUGCCGCUAGGGCCCCCUAUAUUUGAAGUUUCCUGACACGUGUUCUACGUACCGAUCGACGAAACGUAAGCCAAGUGCAGGGUGUGCAGGGGGGGCUGGUGAAGGGUGUUGCUGGAAUCGCGGCGAGGCUUUUCGUAUGAGUUUGUUUUGGUUUUGGAUGUUGGAUGAAUUUCGCGAACUCUUGAGUUCAUACUUUAGUUGCUGUGCGGUUUCGGUUGGCCCCAAUUGGUGGGUGUGUGAGACUCAGAGGCUCGAUGGUUCGUAUGUACAGUAGUCGGGAAUUUGGUUUGAAAUUUUGUUUGUGAUGCUGUCCCACCUUGUUCGUUUGGUGGUCUUCAUGCUUACCGUCACGUGAAAUGUUGACAUGUACAGUUUUGUUGUCUUGGUGUUUCUAUGGCUGGGCGUCCGUGUUGCCUACAAACGUGCCACGUACCUCUUGAAGUAUCCGAGCAUUUGUUUUUCUUUUCCAGUCUCGGCAGCAGUGUGAUGCGGUGGUGUGGCCUGCAUGUGGCCUCUACUUUCGUACUACAUAUGCAGCAGCGUGGUGGCGGUAUUUCUCUACACCCGCUAGCUAGAGUUGAGGGAAGGACAUGAUACCAACCAGACACAUGUCUGUCAGUUUUCGGUUCCUCUCGUCCAUGAUCAAUUGAAAAAACAAUACUCUUGCCAAACGUACAUGCAUCGACCAAACAAGUGGAUAUUGGUCACGUUGACAAAGAGGCACUGUAGUGGGGUCAUGUACGGUACGGCGGUGGAGUUGUCUAGGACUGGCUCGAUUUCCCUGCUACCAAAGAGCAAUUACUCGGAGUAUGUACCUCAUUUUUCUGGAGCAAGAAAUCCGUUUCCUGGGAUGGGACAACGGCGGUGAUUGUGAUUGCUUUGCCUGCUUUCUUCAGAGGUCUUGUGCGUCCCGCUAGGAACGUGUUGGUACCGCGCAGCUAAACGUUUUGCAAGUACAUCGACGUGAGGGGCUGUGUGUGGUCGCUAUGAGGAGGCUGCUGCUGUACUUCGGUACGGGGUGUUCAUAUUUCUCUAUGCGAAGUUCUUACGAAGUUUUAUUAUUUUGUGGUUCUGAGCCGCUCAGGGUGCUUGGGCGAUUGAUAGUGCGAUGCGCGCUUCGGUUCUCCUUCGUGAAUAUACAACUAC